Molecule: messenger RNA, 3416 nt
Organism: Amaranthus tricolor (Joseph's coat)
Lineage: Eukaryota; Viridiplantae; Streptophyta; Magnoliopsida; Caryophyllales; Amaranthaceae
Exons: 5
Coding region: 168-1997 (609 amino acids)
Biological process (GO): protein phosphorylation
Molecular function (GO): protein kinase activity; ATP binding
Source: RefSeq, a predicted model, not a curated record
CUGUAACAUAAGAACUCGUAUUUCUUCUUUUGGUUUAUUGUGGUCGGAAAUUCAAACAUAAGAAUCAAAGUUGAGCACAAACCUGGCAGACGACGAUGAACCCAAAUCCUUAAGCUUGAGAGCAUGCCUGCAAUUCCUGCAUAAAUCUAGCUCCAUUUCAAUCAAUCAUGUCCGGAAGUUUGGCUGCCGGGCGACUAAGAAGGAUCGUUCAUUCCCUUCUCCAAGAGCAGAAAUGUGGCUUUAGGAAUUUGGAUCUUUGUUCUCAGUACAAUCUUGUGACCAAAAGCUAUGCUUCUCAUAAUUUUCCCAAAUCAAGAAAUCUAUUUAUCAUCAAUGGAACACGGAAUAUGCGUUGUUUCUCAUCAAGCUUUACAAUCUCACGUGAAGUUAAUGUUUCUUGGAGAAGGCUUUUAUAUUUGCAGAAUACUUGUGGUGGACAAACAUUUUCUCGUAUCAACAAAGCAGCAGCUGCUGUAAGUUUAGCUUUGAGCCGUUAUCACCUGCUGGCUCCAAGUGUGCUUGCUUUAAUAGGUGGACAUUUUUCAAGUCGAUGGACUCAUGCAGAAUCCUUCCCAGUGUCCGACACUCUCUACGAUCAUGCGCAAAAUGGAAAAGUAUAUUUGACUUCUGUUGUGUUUUCUCUGGUAGAGAUUAUUGCGAUAAUUCUCCGGGCACUCUAUUUAGCUAUCAUAUUCUCGCCUUGCAUAGUAAUGGCUCCUUUCACAGAUUCACUUGGUGUAGAGUUUAGAAAGUCCUGGAUUAGUAUUCUUCGCUGCACCCUAGAGAGGGCUGGUCCAGCAUUCAUUAAAUGGGGACAAUGGGCAGCCACAAGACCAGAUCUUUUCCCUCAAGAUAUUUGCACAGAACUUGCGCACCUGCACUCUCAUGCACCAGCUCAUAACUUUGCCUUCACGAAGCAAACAAUCGAGAAUGCAUUUGGCCGCAAGCUGGGUGAAAUAUUUGAGAAUUUUGAAAAGGAGCCUGUUGCUUCUGGAAGUGUUGCUCAAGUUCAUCGAGCCACUCUCAAAUACUGCUAUCCUGGACGCGCAAUAAAGCCUAAGUUAGUUGCGGUGAAGGUUAGGCACCCAGGCGUUGGUGAGGCAAUUCGUAGAGACUUCAUGAUAAUAAAUGCCUUCGCUAAAGUUUCAAACUUUAUACCGACGUUGAAAUGGUUAAGAUUAGAUGAAAGCUUGCAACAGUUUGCUGUGUUUAUGAUGUCUCAAGUUGAUUUAUCAAGAGAAGCUGCACAUUUGAGUCGAUUUAUCUAUAAUUUCCGCAGAUGGAAGGAUGUUUCAUUCCCAAAACCUUUCUAUCCGUUGGUCCACCCAGCUGUUCUAGUGGAAACAUAUGAACAUGGCCAAAGUGUCUUGCAUUAUGUCGAUAAACUUGAAGGACACGGUAGUGUCAAAACAGCACUUGCUCAUAUUGGAAGUCACGCCCUUCUAAAAAUGCUUUUGGUUGACAAUUUUGUCCAUGCUGACAUGCACCCAGGAAAUAUACUUGUUCGGAUGAAAGAGAGAAGCCCGGAACAAUUCUUUGAAUCAAGACCUCAUGUUGUAUUUCUUGAUGUAGGCAUGACUGCUGAACUUUCUAAACGGGAUAGGAUGAAUAUACUUGAGUUUUUCAAGGCCAUUGCUCUUCGAGAUGGUCGCACAGCUGCGCAAUGUACUCUACAAUUAUCAGAACGCCAAAAUUGUCCUAAUCCUAGGGCUUUUGUUGAGGAAGUAGAAAGCCAUUUCGAUGUCUGGAAGUCUCCUGAAGGCAGUUCUCUGCAUGCUGCUGAUUGCAUGCAGCAACUUCUAGAGCUAGUCCGGCACCAUAAAGUUAACAUUGAUGGAAAUGUUUGUACUGUAAUUGUAACAACCAUGGUUCUUGAGGGUUGGCAGCGGAAACUAGAUCCGGAAUACAAUGUGUUGGACACUCUAAAAGCAAUGAUGUUUAAAGUUGACUGGGCAGAAUCUCUGAUCUACACAAUUGAAGGUCUGGUUGCUCCUUGAACUAGUGCCAACUAUACUUUUUUGAAGAUCUAGUACAAGAUUAACUCAUACAAUUUUUGACUAUACAAAUUUAGAACCUUUCUUAGAGUAGAAUGGUAUAAACACAGAUAGCAUCUUUCCAAGUAUCUGUUUUUAUCUUGUGUUCCAUAGUCUAUCUAAAGUCGAGGUCUCAUUGGCUCAACCUACUUAUCUCCUUCGAUAAAGAUAUGCUCUGCCGUCUCAUAUCCCUACUCACUCUCUAAUCAUAACUUGAUUGAGUGAGAUAGACGAUGACAAUGAUGACGAUGAUGAAGAUGAAGAAGAAGAUGAUGAUGAUGAUGAUGAUGAUGUUCUAUAGUGUGUACAAUAAGCUUGGUGUGUUUCAUUUUUUGGCUGCAAGUUAUUACAACAAAUAAGUGGCCGUACAUUUUUAUAGAUAUAAAUUUUCGAAGAGCAUAAGCAGGCACACCACAUACAAGGAUCGUUUUUUUUGAGCUAAUUUUUAUUCUUAAAAUAUCCAUAAUGUGUGAAUGUUUACUAUUUUGUAAGUUUUGUUUGGCGAAUAAUUGUCGGUUGGAGCUCUUUGUUAAAUUGUUGGCCAGUUUGGAUGGCUGAAAGUAUUGACUGCUUUGCUAGGUGUUAAGUAUGUUGUUCAAAAAAUUUAUUAUCAAUUUGUCUCACUUAAGCAGUUUUCGAGUUUUUAUUAAUCUAAUGAGACAAACUUUAAAAACAUAAAAGUAACAAACAUGUAAUUAUAUAUGGAAAACUAAGCGGUGGUAAGAACAAAAACAAGGACAUUCUUGCUCACUUUGGCCAAAAUUGAGUUCCUUAAUAUUGUAGCAAGAUCUAGCUUUAGUCCUUUAACCUCAAAAGACAAAAUUUCAACUCAAUAACUAAAGAAUCGAGUAACAAAUGCCUCUGUGCCAGAACGAGCAACAAUAGUUUAUUUCUUUGCAACAUAACUGAUCAAGUUAUCCCUAAAGAAUAUCACAUAGCCAUGAUAAGAAAGAAGAUCAUCCUGAACACCAGCCUAAUCGGCAUCACAAUAAGCAAAUAAAUGUGAUUAUUAGAGUGACAAUGGAAUAAGCCAUGAGUAAAAGUUCCUGUGAUACCAUAAGAUUCGUUUUUAUGGCUAGCUAAUGUCCAUCCAUGAAAGAAUGCAUAUACUGACAUACUCUAUUGACCGCAAAGGAGAUGUAAGGACGAGUGCUAGUUGUAUAUUGUAAAGCCCCAACAAGACUACAAUAGAGGUAGGGUUUGAAAAAGAAGUUCCAUGAUGAAAAAGCUUAUACAUAUUAUCUGCAGGAUUAGGAGCUGGUUUACAACUGGUCACUUUGUUUCAAUUAAUAAGAUUAGAUAAAUAUUUUCUUUCACAUAAAUACAAAUCCUGUUGAGCAUAGUGAACUUCCAAGCCAAGGAAAUAAGAAGCAUACCAAGAUA